Molecule: messenger RNA, 1577 nt
Organism: Amaranthus tricolor (Joseph's coat)
Lineage: Eukaryota; Viridiplantae; Streptophyta; Magnoliopsida; Caryophyllales; Amaranthaceae
Product: phosphoenolpyruvate carboxylase kinase 1-like
Exons: 3
Coding region: 84-923 (279 amino acids)
Biological process (GO): protein autophosphorylation; peptidyl-serine phosphorylation; intracellular signal transduction
Cellular component (GO): nucleus; cytoplasm
Molecular function (GO): calcium/calmodulin-dependent protein kinase activity; calcium-dependent protein serine/threonine kinase activity; calmodulin binding
Source: RefSeq, a predicted model, not a curated record
UUUUCUCAUCUUACCAAACGCUUAUAAAUGACCCCAUAUCACCCCCAAAAGCUCCCUGCAAACACCCAAAAAACUCUUGAGAAAUGUGUGAAAGCUUCAAGAACGAGUACCAACUUUGCGAGGAGAUCGGCCGAGGACAAUUCGGCAUCGUUUACCGGUGUUUUUCCCCUUCGUCUCGUUCAUCUUUCGCCGUUAAAUCCAUUGAUAAACGCCUCCUUCUUGACGACGAUAUUGAUCGUCAAUGUCUUGAUAAAGAACCUAAAAUCCUUCAAAUUCUUUCUCCUCAUCCUAACAUUCUUCAGAUCCAUGACAUUUUUGAUUCUGAUAAUCAUCUCUUGAUUGUCACAGAUCUUUGCAAGGAAACUACACUUUAUGACCGUAUAAUUUCCUCCGCCCCUUUCUCUGAACGCGACGCUUGUUCUCUUUUUACCCAGAUUAUCGACGCUCUUGCUCAUUGUCACCGCAAUUAUAUCUGUCACAGGGAUGUAAAACCGGAGAAUAUAUUGUUUGAUUCAAGAAAUAGGGUGAAAUUGUGUGAUUUUGGAUCAGCUGAGUUGUUCGGAGGUGUUGAAGGAAGAGAGUUAAUGAAUGGAAUUGUGGGAACUCCAUAUUAUGUAGCGCCAGAAGUAUUAGCAGGAAGAGAGUAUAAUGAGAAAAUAGAUGUAUGGAGUGCUGGUGUUAUUUUGUAUAUCAUGUUGGGUGGUGUUCCUCCUUUUUAUGGUGAAACUGUUGAAGAAACUUUUGGUGCUGUUCUUCGUGCUAAUCUUAGAUUUCCCACUAAAAUUUUUCGAUCUAUUUCUGCUGAAGCUAAAGAUUUGCUGAGGAAAAUGCUUUGUAAAGAUGUUUCUCGCAGAUAUUCUGCAGAACAAGUUCUAAGGCAUCCAUGGGUUACAAAUGGAGGAAUGACAAAUGAAAUGAUAUGAAAUGCUAACAAAAAGUGCAAAGUUUCUAUGAAAUUCUUGGUUGAGUAUUGUAAAUAGGAGAACAAAAUGGGAUCAAGAUGAAAUUCCAUGGCGGAUCGAUGGUUCUAGAUUCUUCUCCAGUUCGGCAGUUUUUUUAUCACUUAUUUGCAAGUUUUGAAGACUUCACAAGAAAAACCAAAAAAAAAAAAAAAAAAAAAAAACCAAAAGAAUGAAAGUUCCUCCUACUUAUCAUGGAUGGGAAGAAGAAUUUGAAGUCAAGGCAAUUUGGUUUUUUAUACAAAAUAGACCGAGAAAAUCAAAUCUGAGAUCAAAAUUGAUUGAGCUUAGAUCAAUCGCACGGUUUAGACCGUGUUAGAGUAGUAAUUAGUAUAAUAAUAAGGAAUAAUUAUGUUUAGGCCUCCAUAAAAGCACUAAGUUUCCCAUUUUGCCCCUUUUGUUAUUUUGUACACUAAUAAAUGGAGGCAAAUUUGAGAGAUUUUAUUAAUUUUUUAUUAAGUGCAAUUUUGUGGAUGUAAUGUAAAAAAGCCAAAUUUUGAGUUUGUACUAUCUAGAGUACUUAUAUGGCCCAUAUCUCAUUUUCAUGUGAUUUUUUACUACAUAAAUUCAAAACAAUUAUUAUGGUGGUUUAUCAAUUAUCAUAUACCACAACUUUCA